CUCGGUGCCCGCCCCUGCGGGGUUCUCUGGUUGGUCGCUGUUGCUGACGUCACCGCCACGGCAGCCGCCCCUAUUGGCCGGCAGGCUGUGGAUCCUCUCGCCCCGCCCCUCUAUAAAGCCCUAUCCCGCCGGCAGUCAGGCGCCAUUUUCUCCCAUGCGAGUGCCAGGAGCGGUCGCGUCUUUCCAUCGAUCCGCGCCACGUGACCAAUAAACCGUUCCUGCCAAGCACGGAGUAAAUGGACAAAUUCCUUCCUCUUUGCCGGGUCCCUAGCGCACGGUAACAGAGACUGGCCAGCCCACGCGCCCGAGACACGGAGCCGUGUCCGGGAACCCGCGGCAGCAAACCCCGGCAGCACGUGGAAGCUACGCCACAGCCGGGCUCCCAAGAGCCGCGUGCAGCCGGGGAGAGCAAAAACCAGCGCCGCAGGCAAUGACUGAUAAAUGUCCCUACAUUUUUUUUAUUUUGCUGUAUUUUCAAUACUGGAAACAAUGAAGGUAUUUCAAAGGCAGUUGUAAUGAAAUACUCAAUUACUACAGACUUAGGUUUUUAGCAUGGGCGAUUAGAUGUGAAUAAAACCUGCGUGAUUUGGAAUACAAAGCCACUAAAGGUGAGGAAACGCAAAGGUAAGAAAAAAAAAACUGAAGUAGGACAGAGACAUAAAAAGGUGGAAAUGAAGUCAAAACCACAAAACAUAGAGAAGUGAUAGUAACAGCAAGCAUUUUUUUUCUAAAUGUUACUGAGGUGACAAAGGCAGCAUUCAGUAAAUAACACAGGAAUAUGUACCUUUUUCGACAACUGGCUGAUUGCAAAAAUUUUUGCACAACCUCACUGUCAAACCUGAAACAAUGCAGCUGCAACAACAUUUUUCUCAACAUUUCUGAGGCAUACUUAAAUCCUCUACUUAAUGUUAUAUAGACUGGAACCAAAACUAAAUUUAGAAGCAGCUGCUUUAACGGAAUUUUGGUUUUCUCAUAUUUUUAAUAUUUUAUAUAAGUGCGAGUGAAUAAUGAAAUCUGGAAAGGUGCUAUCUUCCAUGCAUCAUUUCCCACUAAAAUAUAAAUAUGAGGAGGAACAUCCAAAACACCAGAGUAUGAGAAUGGUCGUUUAGAGUGUUUGGGGAACCCUAUCAGGUUCUUCUGUUUCCUUGAGGGGCUGAAGGUCCUUAGGGCUGUCCUGGUCCUUUUCUUGAUAAAACAGACUAAGCACUGUGGUGGCUGGUUUGGCGUGAUUCUUUUCCCCCCGCUAAACUGUUUAUUUACGGAGAAAUAAGGUUUAAUGUUACCGAAGGAAUAAGGCAGGGCGUAACACGGGUGCUGCUGAGAGGACAAAGGAGGGAGAGUAGGCACUGAAUAGAUGGAUACAGAAAACCCUGAAUAAUUUCUAACUCGUUUCAAUCCGAACAAAAAAUACCUAAUGCAUUUCGAUAAUAUUCCUAAUGCAGUUUAUAAUCUGGGCGAAGGGAGGAAACACGGGGAAAAAAGGCCCCGCAGAACAAUAUCCUGCAACUCAGGAAGGUGUGCCAAGUCCCUUCGCUCCGCGUUUCGUGGGUAUCUUAAUCCUGGGUCAUCCAAUUAAAGAAAACCUCCUUCGGCGGUUUUACGAGCGCAGCACAUCAACUCCCUUUGUUUACCCACUGGAACAAGAUGUUCUUUCCUGUUCCGACAAGAAAAGGAGCUCAAACGCUAACGCCGGGUCCCUGCGCGCUGGCACCGGCCCGCCCGGGGCUGCCUUUGGUCCGGCAUUCCCGCAGCGGGUCCGGCCGAAGCCAGGAGGGCACGGGCGGGCACCGCCGGGGCGGGGAGCCAGCGCAUUGGAAAAGUAUCCCAACUCACCAAUGACUGCAAAACAAAUACUGGAAGUCAUUCAGAAAGAAGGGUUAAAAGAAACAAGUGGAACCUCUCCAUUAGCUUGCCUGAAUGCAAUGCUUCAUACUAACACUCGUGUAGGUGAUGGAACAUUCUUCAAAAUCCCUGGGAAAUCAGGACUCUAUGCUCUCAAAAAAGAAGAAUCAACAUGCCCUACAGAUGGAACAUUGGAUUUAGGAUGUGAAUCUGAGUUAGAUGGCACUGAAAUGGCUGAGACAAACAAUAAUAAUGGAGAAGAAAAUGGUGUUUGCCCAAAGCAGACAUCUGAGGAAAUGUCUUCCAAUCGUGAUUCAAGCCUUACGAAUGCACCAGUGCAAAGCAAGCUAGUAUCUUCCUUCCAGCAUCACACAAAGAAAGCACUUAAACAGGCUUUGAGACAACAGCAGAAAAGAAGAAAUGGAGUCUCAAUGAUGGUAAACAAGACUGUUCCUCGUGUUGUUUUGACACCAUUAAAGGUGUCCGAUGAGCAGUCGGAUUCACCUUCAGGAUCGGAAUCUAAAAAUGGUGAAGCAGAUGGUUCUGAUAAAGAGAUGAAACAUGGGCAAAAGUCUCCAACUGGAAAGCAAACAAGCCAGCACUUAAAGAGGUUAAAAAAAUCAGGUUUAGGACAUUUGAAAUGGACCAAAGCUGAGGAUAUUGACAUAGAAACACCGGGAUCUAUUCUAGUGAACACUAACCUGAGGGCUUUAAUAAAUAAACACACCUUUGCUUCUUUACCUCAGCAUUUUCAACAAUACCUCCUGCUUUUGCUUCCAGAAGUAGACAGGCAGAUGGGGAGCGAUGGAGUUUUGCGCCUCAGUAGCUCCGCUCUAAAUAACGAGUUCUUCGCAUAUGCAGCGCAAGGGUGGAAACAGCGACUGGCAGAAGGAGAAUUUACACCAGAAAUGCAGUUGCGCAUCAGACAAGAGAUUGAAAAGGAAAAGAAAACAGAACCUUGGAAAGAAAAAUUCUUUGAAAGGUUUUAUGGUGAAAAGUUGGGAAUGUCAAGAGGAGAAUCAACAAAGCUCACUGCAGUGCAGAACAAUGAUGAAGAUGAAAGCAAUUCUUUGUGCGGAUCUUCUGGCACACCUGGUCCUUCUAAGCAAGCAACCUUUGAGGAUCAAGAGGAGAAAGGUGCUAAAGUUCCACCUUUACCAGAGAGAGAGUAUAGUCCAUCUCAUUCUAGUAUGGAACAGGUUCCUGUCAAGGAUCUAACAGCAGAUUCUGAAGAUAUACUGAUACCUGAAGAAUCAGUCAUUCAGGAGGAAAUUGCUGAAGAGGUCGAGACAAGUAUUUGUGAAUGCCAAGAGGAGAACCAUAAGCCAGAACAUGAGUUUUCUGAGGAGUCUGUAAGUCCAGGUGGCACAAAUGAGGAAACAGAGGCAGUACAGCUUGCAGACAGCACUGAGUCCUGUGUCAUGAUGAAUGAUGUAACUGAUACUGUAUCUCGCACUGAAAUUAAAGUAGAGUUGAAGUCAGAAUGCCCUCAGGAGGAGAUGUCAGUUGUGAUAGAUCAGCUGGAGGAUUGCAUAUCACCAGCACGAUCAGCUUCAUCCACAAACUCUGUCAGCGGUACAGCUGAGAAGGAUUCUGAGUCUGCAAAAGAGCUAAUUGUGCCAGAAAUGCAAAGUGCUGCUCUGGAAGGCUCCUUGUUCGCUGGUGGAGGCGUUGCAGUGGAUAUGGAGCUUCAUAGCGACCCUGAGGAACAGUUGUCUGAGAAUGCUUGUAUUUCUGAAACUUCCUUUUCCUCUGGAAGUCCAGAAGUUUGUAUUGCCUCUCCUGGAGGAGACACUCAGUCGACUUCAGAGGAACCCUGUACUCCAGCAUCUCUUGAAACAGCUUGCUCAUCUGAAGUGUCCAGUUCUGAAAAUAUUGAAGGUGAUAGUCAGCAAAAGGCCAGUGAUGAGAACUUGCACACACCCUUAAUGUCAGAAAUGUCUCCAAUGUCCACCUCACCUGUAACCUCAGAAGCAUCUUUGAUGUCAAAUUUACCUUUAACAUCAGAGGCAUCACCAGCUUCUAAUUUACCUUUACCAUCAGAAACAUCUCCAAUGUCUGAUUUGCCUUUAACAUCAGAAACAUCUUCAGUAUCUUCUGUUCUUCUAACUUCUGAAACAUUUGUGACAAAUAGUUUGCCUCUUCCAUCAGAGAUAUCUCCAGUUUCUAAUUCCCCAAGCAGUGAAAGACUUACUCUGCAACAAAGGAAAUCACCAUGUUUGUUGGAAGACUCCCUUCCCACUCUGAAAGAAGAAAGCUCUGUCAUUCCUAAGGUGGUUCAAGAAGAGAAUCUUGUUCAGCCAAAACAACAUCAGAGUGCCCCUGAAAAUAUGAAAGUUGGUCCAUUAACAAUUAUACCUGAUACUUCAGUAUUGGAAGAGUCCCAAAGCAAAAACCUCAGUCAUCAACCAUGUAAGUCACAUUCUGAAAUUGAGAAAUCCUACAUUGCAUCCAUCCCAGAACACACUGUUCCAGAGGUGAUCAAAAAUAAAAAUCACAGUGUUCAGCAAAGAAGUGACAAGAAAGGUACACUCUUGCCUUCAGAGGUGUCUGUCUUAUCCGAAGGAUCACUUGGCAAAAAUAUCGAAUUGCUUCCAUCAAAGCCACAUGAUAAACUAUAUACCUCAUCUCUAGAGAAAGCUACAUUCUCUGAAGUGUGCAGAAGUAAAUCUCACAAGCUAACAGGCAGCACCCAAAAUCGUUUAGAGAGUUCACAUUCUUCCAAGUCUUUAGAACCCACAAAAUCACCGGAAGCAAGAAAUGACAGUAGAGACCCAGAGAUCCCAAAGAGGAAAACAGCAGAACAGCACAGUUUUGGAAUCUGUAAAGAGAAGAGAGCUAGAAUAGAUGAUGAUCUGCCUAAUCGUAGUGCUUCAUCAACAAGUCCAUCUGAUAAAGAACAGCCACCCAGAGAGGAACCCCGAGUUCCACCCCUUAAGAUUCAGCUUUCAAAAAUUGGACCACCUUUUAUCAUCAAGAGCCAGCCUGUUUCUAAACCAGAACCUCGAGUUUCCCCAAGUACAUCAGUCAGCAGUGGGAGAAACACUGGGGCUAGAACUCUGGCAGAUAUCAAAGCAAGAGCUCAGCAAGCAAGAGCCCAAAGAGAAGCUGCAGCUGCAGCAGCCGUGGCAGCAGCUGCCAGCAUAGUCUCUGGUGCAAUGGGGACCCCAUGCGAAGGUGGAAAGACAAGAACGCUGGCACACAUCAAGGAGCAAACAAAGGCCAAGCUAUUUGCAAAGCAUCAAGCCAGAGCUCAUUUACUCCAGACUAAUAAAGAAUCUAAGUCACAGUUCAGCUCAAAGGAAAGUAGUACCUCAUCUCUGGAGAUACCAACGACUGCUGACACAAAGAUUGAAGGUUCUACUGGUGUCAUUAUAGUUAAUCCUAACUGCAGGUCCCCUAGCAACAAGUCUUCUCAUCACCGUGAGACCACCACUUUGUUGCAGCAGUCCCUUAACACAGCUGCAUUACCAGAAACUGCUACUGAGAUAUCUGUGCACAGUUCUGAUGAUAUACCUGUGCCACAAUUGUGUGAGAAAAUUAUUUCAUCUACCUCUACUGAAAGUAACAGUGUGCCAGUGCUUUAUAAUAAAAGUUCAGUCUCUGUGUGUGUUUGCAGCACUGCUAUGUCUGGAGCAAUUAAAGAACUUUCUUUUGCAAGUUCUGUUGAUAAAUCCUCUGUGUUAAUGUCUGUUGACAGCGCAAACACAGCAAUUUCAGCCUGUAAUAUAAAUAUGCUGAAAACCAUCCAAGGGGCUGAUACUCCAUGCAUAACUGUUGGACCAAAAUGUAUCGAUAGCAGUAAUGUACCAGUCUCCAUAGACAACACAGUCUUAUCAAACGCCAUCGAUGACAAAAGAUUGCCAGUACCCAGUAGCAAUGUGAAUAAUGCAGUUUCCGGUCAUUAUGCCACUGUGCCAGCUUCAUCUAUUGCAAGUAACUUGCCAAAUCAUCUCUCUGGUAGUUCUGUACUGAUUCCUCCAGUGGGGACUACCAACAGAUUUCCUUCUGACAAGAUAGCCAUAACUGGGUGUAGCGAGCAGAGCACUGUCUCCAUCCACACUACCGUCAGGUCAGCUUUAAGUUGCAGUGAGGCCCUUGCAGCAGCAGAUUCUGUUGCAAGGCCACCUAUCUCAAUGUUUACUGGUAACAUGGUGACAAUAAGCUCUUAUGAUAAUGCUACUAAAUUGAAUGCUGACCUCUUAGAAAAAAGCUCUGGAGCACGGAACCGGAUGGAUCUCUCUGGUAAAUCUCAUCCACUGAGCUUUACGCAAACUGCCAUGAAUAGGUCUAUACCUUGUAAAGUCAUUGUUGACCACACUACAAACCAGAAUUCCAGUCUGUCACUUUCUUCCUCUAUUGAAAACGUAGAGAACAGCAUUGACCUGCAGAGCAGACCUGUAAGGACAGAAGCUGCCUUACAAAGUAUAGCUUGUCCUCAGGUGUCUGUCAUAAGCAGGCCUGAAGUGGUUGCUAAUGAAAACCUUGAGCACAGUUCCAGCUUUAUCGCCAUUACAGCAAAGCAAGACAGCAAAAACUUGCAGGCAGGUUGUUCAAGUCUUCGAGAAGUGCCUCUUGCUCCUCAAGAUAAAUUAAUUGAGGUGGUUCCUACCAGCCAAGGCUUUGCUGAGCAACUAAGAGGUCCUUCAGCACUGAAAAGUGAAGCCAAUGCUGCCUGUGCCAGUCAGUACAACACUAACAAUAGAAUUUGUUGGCGUGAUGAGGAGGCAAUGAAUACAGACCAGCCAGUGGUCAGCCAUCUUACCUCUGGUAAGCAUAAGGAAUACACAGAGCAAAAUUGCUUGAAAAAUGUCAAAAGUGAACCUUCCAGUUACACACAAAUGUCAGAACUGCAAUCCAGGAGUCUUUUGACAAGCAUUGCUGUUCCUGUUAAACUGGAAACUAAUGAGACUGACAAGUGCUUCAGGAUGGACACCGAGGAUUUUACAGGACCUGAAAUGCCUGCCCAGACUGCAGAAAUAGCCACGAGUGUGCAGCCACCACAGACCUCCAAGACAUCCAUCGCAGACUCCAUGGAAGACUCCCUGUCCCUGACAACAGAAACCCUAAAGAGAGUUACGAGUGCCGGGGGCUCUAGCUGUCGCUUGUCGUCAGUGGAGGCCAACAAUCCCUUAGUGACACAGUUACUGCAGGGCAAUCUGCCUUUAGAAAAAGUGCUGCCGCAGCCCAGAUCAGGAGCCAAACUAGAAAUUAACAGGCUUCCCUUGCCUUUGCAAACUACCUCAGUAUGUAAAACAGUAGUGGCUGAGAGAAAUAUUGUUGAACAUGCUUCCAACUCUCCUAAUCCAGAUGGUAAAGGAUUUGCAGCAGGCAGUAUAGCCCCACUACAAAUCAGGAAGCGUGAAAACCAUCCGAAAAAGAGGAUGGCCAGGACUAUAGGGGAACAUGCUCAAAUUAAAUGUGAGCCUGGGAAGGUGUCAAUGGACACAGAUGUUAAAGUGGCUCCUUGUGUAAUUAGUUCCAGCAUGAAUCAACUAGGGCACGGACAGCCAUUUAAGCAGGAGUGGCUUAACAAACACACCAUUCAGAGCCGGAUCGCUCACAGCCCAGAGAUCAAGCAGCAGAAGAGACCGUUGCCUUCAUGCAGUUUCCAGCAGAGCUUAUUUCACAUUGAUAAAAAUGGCAGCUUUCACGCAGAAGCCAGUACCUCACACAGACAGCAUUUUUACCAAAUGUCCAUGGCUGCAAGAGGCCCCAUUCCUACGGCAGCUUUGUUGCAAACUACUUCAAAAGGCCCACCUGGCUGCAACGCAUUUGCUUUUAGCAGACACCUGGAACAGAAGGGUUUGGGAGACGUGAAUAUUUCUACAGCAGCUCACCAGCUGAGGCUAGGAAGUGUGUUUUCCCCUAAUAUUCAAAUUAAGGAAGGUGAUGACAUUGCCAGUGCCUCUCAAACUCUGCAGAGUAAAACAUUAGCGCAUCCCCCUGCUCCCCCUCCGCCCCUGCCACCUCCUCCCCCUCCUCACCCAAAUGCAGAAGUCCCCUCUGAUCAAAAACAACCGACAGUUACUAUGGAAACCACUAAAAGACUUAGUUGGCCUCAGCCAGCAAGCAUCUGUAGCAAUAUAAAAUCUGAACCUAUUUCUUUUGAGGAAGGUUUAAGCAGCAGCUGCGAACUGGGCAUGAAACAAGCUUCCUAUGAUCAGAACGAAGUGAAAGAACAGUUAAAAGCGUUUGCAUUAAAAAAUGCAGAUUUCUCUUCCUAUUUACUUUCUGAACCACAGAAGCCUUUUACCCAACUUGCUGCUCAGAAAAUACAGACGCAGCACCCACAGCAGCAGCAGCAGCAGCAGCAGCUCUGUGGAAAUUAUCCAACAAUACACUUUGGUAGCACAAGUUUCAAAAGGGCAGCAUCUGCAAUUGAGAAAUCGAUUGGAAUUUUAGGAAGUGGUUCAAACACUGCCACAGGCCUGUCUAACCAGAACGCGCAGAUCCCGGUUCAGAAAUUUGCUGACAGCAGCAACGCCGAUGAGCUGGAACUGAAAUGCUCCUGCAGGCUGAAAGCCAUGAUCGUGUGCAAAGGCUGCGGAGCCUUCUGUCAUGAUGACUGCAUAGGGCCUUCCAAACUGUGUGUAGCUUGUCUGGUGGUGCGGUAG
Molecule: messenger RNA, 8459 nt
Organism: Vidua chalybeata
Lineage: Eukaryota; Metazoa; Chordata; Aves; Passeriformes; Viduidae
Gene: ASXL3
Product: ASXL transcriptional regulator 3
Exons: 12
Coding region: 1437-8459 (2340 amino acids)
Biological process (GO): animal organ morphogenesis; positive regulation of transcription by RNA polymerase II
Cellular component (GO): PR-DUB complex
Molecular function (GO): chromatin binding; DNA binding; peroxisome proliferator activated receptor binding
Source: RefSeq, a predicted model, not a curated record